AUGGCUUGGCGCUUUGCCCCUGAUAUUUCAAUUCAAUUCGGCAAGGAGGCCUUAAACGAGUCUUUUUGUCUUGCUCGUAAACAUUCCUUUCUCUUGUUCGUCAACGCGACCCGAACGACGUCCGCGACCCUCCAACGACGUCCGCGACCCUCCAACGACGUCCACGACCCCUCCAACGACGCCCGCGACCCUCCAACGACGUCCGCGACCCUCCAACGACGUCCGCGACCCUCCAACGACGCCCGCGACCCUCCAACGACGUCCGCGACCCUCCAACGACGUCCGCGACCCUCCACCGACGUCCGCGACCCUCCAACGACGUCCGCGACCCUCCAACGACGUCCGCCUCGAGUUCAUACACCUCCAACGACGUCCACGACCCUCCAACGACGUCCACGACCCUCCAACGACGUUCACGACCCUCCAACGACGUCCACGACCCUCCAACGACGUCCACGACCCUCCAACGACGUACACGACAAUCCAACGACGUCCACGACCCUCCAACGACGUCCCCGACCCUCCAACGACGUCCCCGACCCUGCAACGACGUCAUCGACCCUCCAACGACGUCCGCGACCCUCCAACGACGUCCGCGACACUCCAACGACGUCCGCAACCCUCCAACGACGUCCGCGACCCUCCAACGACGUCCGCGACCCUCCAACGACGUCCGCGACCCUCCAACGACGUCCGCGACCCUCCAACGACGUCCGCGACCCUCCAACGACGUCCGCGACCCUCCAACGACGUCCGCGACCCUCCACCGACGUCCGCGACCCUCCAACGACGUCCGCAACCCUCCAACGACGUCCACGACCCUCCAACGACGUCCAUGACCCCUCCAACGACGUCCACGACCCUCCAACGACGUCCACGACCCCUCUAACAACGUCCACGACCCUCCAACGACGUUCACGACCCUCCAACGACGUUCACGACCCUCCAACGACGUUCACGACCCUCCAACGACGUCCACGACCCUCCAACGACGUCCACGACCCUCCAACGACGUCCACGACCCUCCAACGACGUCCACGACCCUCCAACGACGUCCACGACCCUCCAACGACGUCCACGACCCUCCAACGACGUCCGCGACCCUCCAACGACGUCCGCGACAGUGCCAGCGGGCAAGUAGUCAACGUCAACUAUCCACGCGGCCAACUGCCCCCAUCCGGGCGGCCGUCAAAGGAGACUGAAAGAUUGAGGAAUAACGUGCUCCACACACCAGAGACGGACGACUGGACACUCCAGGUGCUCUUCACCAAGCCCUGGGACACAGGGACAUACAAGUGUCAGGUCAACUCCCAUCCCAAGAUCUUCAGGGACGUCAACCUCUUCGUCAUGG
This is a messenger RNA of Procambarus clarkii (red swamp crayfish), 1351 nucleotides long. NCBI's taxonomy places the organism in Eukaryota, Metazoa, Arthropoda, Malacostraca, Decapoda, Cambaridae. The record is from RefSeq and is a predicted model, not a curated record.